Molecule: messenger RNA, 870 nt
Organism: Helianthus annuus (common sunflower)
Lineage: Eukaryota; Viridiplantae; Streptophyta; Magnoliopsida; Asterales; Asteraceae
Exons: 2
Coding region: 1-870 (289 amino acids)
Source: RefSeq, a predicted model, not a curated record
AUGGGGGACGAUGACCUUACUACUUCUAACACCUCUCCCAUCACCAUCAAAUCUGAAAUCCACGCCGCCACCACCGUCACAAAUAUCAAAACCCUAAUUCCCUUCACCUUAGAAAUCGAGUCUAUCGAAGACCACCUCAAAGCCAAACCUGAAACCACCACACCCGAGUCAUCCUCCGCCUUGGCUACCUGGAAUCGCUUGGACGCCAUCGUGUUGCAAUGGCUCUAUAGCACAAUCUCCAACGAUCUUCUUCACACCAUAAUCGACAAAACGUCCACUGCUCAUGACGCGUGGGUGGCUAUCGAGAAUCUGUUUCACGACAACAAGGCAUCUCGGGCCAUUUACCUAAUGCAGAAAUUCGCUAAUACCCGACUGGACGGCUUUCCAAAUAUCUCGGCUUACUGUCAAGCCCUUAAAACACUGUCUGACCAACUCGCCAAUGUUGAUGCUGCUGUGACUGAUGAACGGCUCGUUCUCCAACUCAUCGCCGGUUUGAAUGAUCAAUAUGAGGGUAUUGGCACCAUCAUCACUCAACAGCGCCCUCUACCCUCGUUUUACAACGCCCGGUCUCAACUUAUCCAGGUUGAAACCCGUAAGAACGAGCAAGCCUUAUUAUCCUCCAAAACCGCCUCUACCGCCCUCACCGCCCAAGCAACCCGACCCAACCCUGAGCACACCCGGUCACCCUCUGACUCCUACCGUGGCCGUGGCCGCUCUGGUCGUCGAGGCCGUGGCCGAGGAUCCUAUGGCCGAGGACGCCCCAACCAAUCCAACUACUACCCGCCCCAACCGUACUAUCCAUGGGCACCAUAUUGGCCCACUCCCCCUCCACAUCCCUCGGCCCAACACUACCCCUACAGCCCAUCGUAG